AUGGUGAUGGAGAAGCCAAGUGCCCAGCUGGUCGGGCGAGAGUUUGUCCGACAGUAUUACACACUCCUGAACCAGGCCCCCGACUACCUGCACAGGUUCUACGGGAAGAACUCCUCCUACGUGCACGGUGGCCUGGACAGCAACGGCAAGCCGGUGGAGGCCGUUUACGGACAAUCCGAGAUCCACAAGAGGGUGAUGGCCCUGAGCUUCAGGGACUGUCACACCAAGAUCCGGCACGUGGACGCCCACGCCACCCUGAACGAGGGCGUGGUGGUGCAGGUGAUGGGCGAGCUCUCCAACAACAUGCAGCCCAUGAGGAAGUUCAUGCAGACCUUCGUCCUGGCCCCCGAGGUCAGUGCACAGGCUCAGCCAGAGCCGCCCGCCCGCCCGGCCGGGACGGUUGCAAACAAAUUCUACGUCCAUAACGACGUGUUUCGCUACCAAGACGAGGUUUUCGGGGACUCCGACUCGGAGCCACCAGAGGGCCGCGUGGCCCCGGCGGGCCCGGCGGCCCCCGGGAGCGUGUGGGGGGGGGGCGGCGGCGGGCCCCGGGGGCCCCCGCCCCGCGGGGGCAUGGCACAGAAGCCCAGCUUUGGGUCGGGACGGGGCUCGGGCCCCAGCGAGGGCCGCUACCCCGCCCCCCGCCAGUGA
Menidia menidia (Atlantic silverside) is the source of this 651-nucleotide messenger RNA. The record is from the annotation of a GenBank genome assembly. Lineage: Eukaryota; Metazoa; Chordata; Actinopteri; Atheriniformes; Atherinopsidae.